This is a messenger RNA of Orbicella faveolata, 2658 nucleotides long. RefSeq names its product fibronectin type III domain-containing protein-like. NCBI's taxonomy places the organism in Eukaryota, Metazoa, Cnidaria, Anthozoa, Scleractinia, Merulinidae. Gene Ontology annotation, biological process: cell-cell adhesion. The record is from RefSeq and is a predicted model, not a curated record.
UGACAUAUUACAGUUGACCUAAGCCUGAAAACGUUACUACAGCUCAAAAGAACAUUUGCUUUAUAUUCCUUUGCUCAGCGAGAUCUCACUUCUGAAGAAUUUCAACCUAUAAGGAAUUGCUACAUUUAUUUGAACGAUGUUACGGCGAUGGUUCACUUGGAUUUGUUUUGUUCAGGAGGUCCACAACAUCUUAUCAGGUGAUCCGCCUCUCAUUACGGAUUUCCAGUAUGAUAAUUUAGACCAGCCUGGAGAUGUCUUGUCAGGGUUCAACCUUCCUUGCAAAGCAUCCGGUACCAGUCCCUUGGAGUACAAAUGGCAACAUAAUGGCCAGGACAUUAAAUACGGGGAGCAGUAUCGAUUGCUGAAGUCCGGAACCUUAGAAGGGACAUUGCUCAGUUCCAAGAAUAAUGGGGACUACCAAUGUUUCGUGAAAAACGAUUUUGGAGAGGAUUUCAGUAGAAAGCUAAAGGUUGUUGUUUCGGUUGCAGGAGACUUUAUAUACGCAAAUGACAAAAUCGCUCCAGUCACUCUAGGAAUGCCCGUUGAAAUACCGUGUCCGAAGCACGAACCGAGCUUCGGUGUCACGUAUCGGUGGGGCGGGUACAAUUCUGCCGGGGAUCCCAGCUCAUUUCGUCCUCUUCUCGAAAACGAACGCGUGGCAGUCACGUUAGAUGGGACACUUGUGAUUAUGUUUCUGACAAAACAGGAUGUUUUCAAAGUGAAUUUAAUGGGAGGAAUACUGUGCGAGAUGGUUUUAGGCUCAGGGAAAAAGCAUUCUCACAAAGUCAGUUUCAAGCAGCAGGGAAACGAAUUCACGGGAUUCACGGCACCAUCGAUUUACUUCUCACCGAAGCCACAAGAAGAAGCUAGAGAAGGAUAUCAGAAGAAGCUGUAUUGUCUCGGUGUGGCAAAGCCCACACCGUACAUAAUAUGGAGAAAAGAUGGAGAAAAGAUUGUAGAUGGAGAGGACGGCUAUUACCUCCCAGCAGACCAUCAUAACAGGCUACUGAUUAUCAAGGAUGUGACACAGGAACACCAAGGAAAUUACACUUGUACAGCUCACCCAACCUCUGGAAUCUUCGAUCAGGCCUCAGCGUCGACAUAUCUAACCGUAAAAGCUUCACCCGAAUGGGAGGUGGAAUUGCCAUCGAAUACCUCAGCAGCGAGAUCACAAACAACCUCACUGAGGUGCGUUGCGAGCGGUACACCACCCUUGCUCUACCGGUGGUUUAGAAAUGGAUGGAAAAUUGAUGAUUCAGACUCAAGAGUAAAAUUACAGAAGAACAUUCUCAAGCUAGUAAAUGUGGAUAGCUGGCAUGAGGCUGUGUUCCAGUGUGUGGCUGAAAAUAAUCAGGGAAUGAGCGUGACUUCUACUAGAGUUCAUGUUGAAGACUCACCCACUAAUGUGGGUCCAAGUUCACGGAGAGAAGAAGAUUCAGACGAGUUGUUGUGGAUUAUUUUGUCGGCUGUGCUUGGUGUUCUUUUAAUUGUUGCAAUUAUUGUUGUCAUCGUUUGUUAUAAGCGACUUAAAAAGUCGAGAAGGGAUCAAGAGACCAGUGAGGAAACUUAUACUGAUAUCUCGGAAGACACCCAAGGUAAUCCAUCACAACCUCGCACGGCUCCCUCAGGGGCCAAGGGAGUAAAGGGGCUAAGGAGACAUCCCACUCUCCCACCCAUCCCCCAGUACCAAACCCUGGACCCGUCCACAGCAGGAGUCGCUAAUUACGAACCGCUUGAUGCCGAGCAGGACCUCAACGAAAGCGGGCAGUACGAGAAGUUAGAUUUUAGGUCCUUGGACAAUCGCCCCGAUUAUGAUAACCCGGGAAAGCCCAUUCCAGAAUAUCUCGAGCUUGUUAAUGACACGAAUGUGCCACCAGGCAAUACGGCGUCGACUAUGACGACAGGAAGGCCGGGAAAAGAAUAUUACCAACCAAUGGAAGGUGGCUUGGGCAAUGACGUGUUUAACGAUAGCAAUUUCGUGCCAAAAUAUUACGUUCCAAUGGAGAUGGAGGGGUCGAAAACAAAAACACCAAACCAACCUGGGCCUUUAUCACCCAAGUACUACGAACCGGUGGCAGGAGAACCUAAGUCAGCUCCGGAAAUAAAAGGUGCGACUUCUUCAGCGGAAUAUUAUCAACCCAUGGCGGAUAAAGCAGGAGAAAAGCAGCAAGGAGAGAACAGCUUUUCUUCUCCUGAGUAUUAUGUUCCUAUGGCUGAAAAUAACCUGUGUAAACCAGCUGUACAGACGAACAACACACAGGUCGAGUGUAGCGAGGGUACAAAAGACAACAGCGAGUCAAGCAGGUUAUGAAGAUUUGCGUCAGCCAAGAUUCUUUUAAAGUUACUUUGAGUGAUAUCUUUAGUUUUGUAUACCAUAUGAAAAUAUGUGCACAUUUUCCGUGCUUUUUAAAUACUCAAUAUGAGCUAAUGUGCUUUAAUCAUGCUCCAAACGACCCUUAACUAGUUAACGUUCACUAACUCAAAAGGGCUAACGGUAGCGAUUGGAGAUGCUGCCAAAUAGACAUGGUAUAAUGCUAACAAAGUUAAAUGAUCCCAAUCUAAAUAGCCACUUCUUAAUUAAGCUAAUGAUUUCAUUGACAUCGCUUUUGCCCUUCAAAGUCUGUAAGAAGUCAUUCUCAUGAAAGCUGCUGAGCAGUA